GCCGCGGCGCCAUUGUUGAUUACGCGAAUACGGGGGAAAGUUGUGGUUGUGGUGACGCCGGUGACAAAAGUUUUGUUUAAAUAAUAAUUAUUUAUAACUUACAAUUAAAUUUAAAAAUAAAUAUAUGAUUUUCAAUCAGCCGGAAAUGUGUACAACUAUCGGAUAUUCCGGUUCGCAAGAAUCGGAUUUGUACGACUCCACUGUUUUUGAUGAAAUAAGUUCUCACGUAGACUUAUCAAAUUUGCCGAUACUAGAAAAUGAAGAAGAGUCAAUGGAAAGAAAAUACGACUUGCAUCCACAGCAAGACAAUAUUAAUAAUCCCAAUGGGAUAGCUAUUGAUCCAUUGCAAUUCGAUCCACGGCAAUCGUCAAUUACGGUACCGAUUAUCGAGGAAUUCCCUGGGAAAUAUAAUUUUGAAUUAUUUAUACCCCAGGGUAAAGGCAAAAGUAGCGUCUACUCGACUGCACUGAGAAAAAUCUUCAUCGAUAUGGAGCAGCGGCAGCCAUUACGCUUCCAAUGGUCACCGGCUGUUGAAAAUUUAUAUCUCCGAACGACUCUCGUUUUUGCAGAAGAUCGUUACCGCGGAGAACCAGUGUUGCGCUGCCACAAUCACAUCGGGACUGACAGUCCAUCGAAUCGAAAUAUGUCCCCGCUAAUUCUAAAACAAGUCGUCCGUUGCAUUCAUCCCCGUAGUUUUUACGAGGACAUAAACGGACAUAAUUCCGUAAUAAUUCCCCUGGGUGCUCCUCAGCCAGGCUGCUCUUAUGUUCCUCUUGAUUUUAUGUUUUACUGUAAAAACAGCUGCUCUACUGGAAUGAAUCGUCGCGCAACUCAGCUGGUAUUCACUUUAGAAACUGAGACACGCGAAAUAGUCGGACGCCGUAGCAUCGAAGUCCGUGUCUGCAGUUGCCCGAAGCGCGACAAAGAAAAAGAAGAAGAAUCUUUAACUUCCCGGGGUAAAAAACGUAAAGCUAAAAAAAUUCCCAUUAAUUGUAAUAAUAGUUCGUUACAAUCAUUGCCGUCAUUCGGGUCCAUUUUACCCCAGCCACCGCCAGGUAAAAGAAUUUUAAUGCAAGCAAAUAAAGAUCAGUCAAUAAAUUUGACUAUCAGAGUCCCGUCUAAAGAAGUCGCUAAAAGUGUUUUAGAAAAUUCUUAUAAUAUUCUUGCGGGCAGAGCUGCACUCACGGGAGAUUAUGCAUUUUAUUAUCCUUAUAUGAAGGAAAUACACAGUACUAAUAAUAGUUUGAGUAAUAAUUAGCUUAAGUUAUUGUUAAAUAUAGUGAAUAUGUAAUUUUUUUUUUUUUAAUACGUUUAUUUUUACGGAAACUACUGAAUGUUGGCUCCACGAGCCGAAGGCUACUGCUGCCAAUGUACAAAAAAAUUUAGUUCUAUGACAUAAAACAUUCUUGACAAUUAUAUGUAUUGAUAAUCAAUAUUUUUGUCGUUAGAACGCACUCGUUUGACGUUGACCGUGAAGUUGGCUGCCUGAGCCAAAGGCUACUGCUGCCAUCAUACAGUAAAAUUUAUUUUUAUGACAUCAAAUUUAUUCUUAGUAAUUAUCUGUGCUAACAAUUGAUAUUUUUGUGGUUAGAAUACACUCAUUUUAUAUUGACUGCAAAGUUGGCUGACUGAGCCGAAGGCAACUGCUGCCAUCAUACAGUAAAAUUUAUUUAUAUGACAUCAAACUUAUUUUUUACAAUUAUCUGUGCUAGUAAUUAAAUUUUGUGAGGCUAGAAUAUACUUUUAUCACUUUGACCGUUAAAUUGACUGCCUGAGCCGAAGGCCGCUGCUGCCAUCAUACACUAAAGUUUACUUUUAUGACAUAAAACUUAUUUUUAACAAUUAUCUGUGCUAAUAAUUAACAUUUUUGUGGUUAGAAUUCACUUACCUUAUAUUGACUGAAAACCUGGCUGCCUUAGCCGAAGGCUACUGCUGCCAUCAUAUAGUAAAAAUUACUUUUAUGACAUCAAACUUAUUUUUAAUAAUUAUCUGUUCUAAUAAUUAAAUUUUGUGAGGCUAGAACACACUCCCGUUCGUUGACGAUGAAGUUGGCUGCCUGAGCCGAAGGCUACUGCUGCCAUCAUACAGUAAAAUUAACUUUUAUCACAUCACACUUAUUUUUCAUAAUUACUUGCAUUGAAACUUAAUAAAAAAAAUAUUUUUUAAAAAUGUAGUCAUUGAAAAAUUGAAUUUUUCGAGGCUCAUGUACACUCGUCCCAGGCGUGUACUAACAAAUUGUAAAUUAACUUGAAAAAAUGAAUUAUUGAGUCUACUGACUGUAUAAUCUUACUGACAACUCAUAUUUUAAAUUUCAUCAAAAUUGCUUGACCGUUGGCUCCACGAGCCGAAGGCUACUGCUGCCAUCAUUCAGUAAAAUUAACCCCCAUUACAUGGAACAUAUUUUUCAUAAUUAUCUAUACCCAUAAUCGACUUUUUCCCAGUAAAAACGCACUCGUUUCCCAUUGGUUUCACGAGCCGAAGGCUAGUGCUGCCCUUACUCAAUAAAAUCUUACCCGUUUUUUAUAAUUAAAAAUUACAUAUUCACUUUAAAAUUAUUUUUAUAAUUAAAAUAAUCGUUAUUAAUAAUUAAGUCUUCCAAAUUGUUAAAAAAAUAUGAAAUAUCAUAAAUUGGUUUAAAACUUCAUAUUCUAUAUUUUUAUGUGCCUUAAAAAUUUAUAGUACUAAGUAAUAAUAAUAGUAAUUAUUAUUAUUAUUAUUCAUAAACCGGUGAAAUAAGAAAUUGGUAAAAUUUUUUUCCACGAGCUUUCAUACUUUUUAAUGAACUUA
Molecule: messenger RNA, 2787 nt
Organism: Microplitis mediator
Lineage: Eukaryota; Metazoa; Arthropoda; Insecta; Hymenoptera; Braconidae
Gene: p53
Product: cellular tumor antigen p53
Exons: 3
Coding region: 125-1258 (377 amino acids)
Biological process (GO): regulation of transcription by RNA polymerase II; apoptotic process
Cellular component (GO): nucleus
Molecular function (GO): DNA-binding transcription factor activity, RNA polymerase II-specific; RNA polymerase II cis-regulatory region sequence-specific DNA binding
Source: RefSeq, a predicted model, not a curated record